AAACAAUAAAUCAUUUUUUUCAGCCUAACGGCCCCUAUUUAAUAUUGGCGUAUCGCUUCUUUUUAAGUUUUUAACGGUAGGGUUUUAUCUCGUCUGUCAAAACAGUAGGGAUUAUCAACCCUUUCUCCGAGGCUCUUCCACCGCAUGCGAAGAUUCAUUACCAGGAGCAUCGCUGCUUCUUAUCCGGCCCUGGAGGCGGCAAAUUAAAUUCUUUCCAAACAUCAGCACUAAGUCGCCUCUUUGAGAUUGCUGAUGCGUUAGACAUUUCUACUUCUACAACAUCAUCAUCAGUGUUUGGUUCCUUCAACAAGAAGGCUUCUUGAGGACCCGAAAUGAGUAAAUUGGCUUAAUUCACAAGUAUGGAUAUUAUCAGUUAUCUGCCUCAAAGCAUUAUUGAUUUGAUUCUAACAAAAUUGCCGAUAAAGGAUGCUGUAAGAACCAGCAUUUUGUCUAGCAAGUGGAGGUAUCAAUGGACAACCAUGACAGAACUUGUAUUUGAUGAAAAAUGUUUUUGUCUUUGCGAUGACAAAAAAGUUGCCGAGAAAGAAUCCGUAGACUUUAUGAUGAGAUUUCUUAUGCUUCAUAAAGGCCCUAUUCAAAAGUUCAAACUUAUUCAAAAGUUCGAACUUACUACAUCGUACUUGAGAAAGUCUACCAACAUUGAUCAAUGGCUACGUCUCAUAUCAAGGGCAGAUAUAAAAGAGGUAGUUCUUGAUGUAUACGGAAAGGGACGGAAGUGGAAUUACCCAAGGUUUUCUAUGCCACAGAGUAUAUUUACUUUCCGAAAACUGACCAGAUUGACGCUUUCUGGAUUCACAGUCGAGCCUCCUUUUGGAUUUCAGGGAUUUCCAUGUUUAAAUUACCUUGAGCUAGAUGGUGUUACGAUUAGUCGUGAGGAUAUUGAAAACUUUAUUUCAGGUUGCCCUCUUCUUGAAAAGUUUAAAUUUAGUAAUAUUAUGGAUAAGCUAGCUUUGACUAUCCGUGCCCCAAAUUUGAAGCAUCUUACUGUGGGUGGAAAUUUUGAAGACUUAUAUCUUGAGCAUAUGCCCCUUGUGACUGCUAUCAGCAUACACUUCUAUCCAUGGGUUUGGAGAGGUGAUAUCCUUAGGAAGGUUCCAGUUACAUAUGAUUAUCUAAAGUCCAUUGAAAUUAGAAAACUGGAUUUUAAAGACUUGGCUAAAGUGUUGUAUGUUCUUCAACUGCUUUUGCUGUCCCCUAAUCUACAAGAACUUCAAAUCUCAUCUCCUGAUCUUGAAGAACAUUAUUUAUAUUAUUCUGGUGUAGCCAAUCCUGGUCAUUACAAAAAUGCAGAUAUUGACAUUUGGGAGAGGAAAUGUCCUGCUGAUUUCACAUUCAAACAUCUUAAAACAGUAAAGCUGUCAAACAUUUUCACCAAAAAUGCAUUGGAAUUUGUCAGAUUUGUGCUUGGUCGAUCUCCGGUACUUAAAAUGAUUAGCAUUUCACCUAAUUAUGAAGAUGGCGAAGCCAUGAAAAUGGUGAACGAAGUGCUGCGUUUUCGUCGAGCUCCUCAUAAAGUUAACAUACUUGGACGAGGCACCUUAUCUGUAAUAAUCUCAUGAAUUCUCCUUCUUCCUUUGUUCUUUGCUGCUAUAGUUUGUCAGUCGCUGAACUUAUUGCGGACAUGAAAACAAUCAGUUUUUGCAAAAUGUGGAUGGUAGAAAAGAAAAAAACUUUGUUUGGGAUC
Messenger RNA from Daucus carota subsp. sativus, 1705 nucleotides. Its product is annotated as F-box/FBD/LRR-repeat protein At1g13570-like. The record is from RefSeq and is a predicted model, not a curated record. The coding region runs from base 360 to 1580 and encodes 406 amino acids. The transcript is spliced from 6 exons. Gene Ontology annotation, molecular function: protein binding. NCBI's taxonomy places the organism in Eukaryota, Viridiplantae, Streptophyta, Magnoliopsida, Apiales, Apiaceae.